AUGGCGUCUUCACUCUUCAUCCUUGCCCUCCUCCUCACCGUCGCUGCAACCAACGCGGCCACCAUCACGGUGGUGAACAAGUGCUCCUACACGAAGCCACCCGCCUCGCUCGCCGAGUACACUCUGGGGACAGGCAGCAAUGCUGACUUCUACGACAUCUCCCUCGUUGACGGAUUCAACGUGCCGAUGAGCUUCGGGCCCGUCGGCGGCAGCUGCCGCGCGGUCAGCUGCGCCGCGGACAUCAACGCAAAGUGCCCGUCGGAGCUGAAGGUGGACGGGGGCUGCAUGAGUGCCUGCGGCAAGUUCGGCACCGCACAGUACUGCUGCCCACCGCCGAGUACACCGUCGACUUGCGGGCCGACAAACUACUCGCGUUUCUUCAAGGGGCUCUGCCCAGACGCCUACAGCUAUGCCUACGACGACAAGACCAGCACCUUCACCUGCGCUAGCGGAACAAACUACCAACUGACCUUCUGCCCGUAG
Messenger RNA from Triticum turgidum subsp. durum (durum wheat), 483 nucleotides. The record is from the annotation of a GenBank genome assembly. Lineage: Eukaryota; Viridiplantae; Streptophyta; Magnoliopsida; Poales; Poaceae.